GUCAGACUAGAAAAGGCACAAAAAAAGCCUGGCCUCGCCUUCACAGGAAACCACUCGAGUUUCGUGCGAUUUGCCAGUGGAAACGACGGAAUCGCCAUUAAAAGUAGGAAACGACAUAAGGAACGAUGUACCCGAACACUCUGACACAGCUGGCACGUACGAAUCCCUUUACCUCCCCGUUAUUCACACUACAUAAAGUUGAAGAACCGACGCAGAGCGCUCCCUCUCAUGUGGAAGGCAAACCCAGACUGGCCGCUGCGGCUGUCGCUGAUUCUGAAGUGAGCUGUGACUUUGGAUCUAUGAAAUACUAUGCCCUGUGUGGCUUUGGAGGUAUCCUCAGCUGCGGACUCACCCACACAGCGAUUGUCCCCCUUGACUUGGUCAAGUGCCGACUCCAGGUGGACCCUGCCAAGUACAAGAGCAUCUUCAAUGGUUUCUCAGUCACAUUGAAGGAAGAUGGUACCCGGGGCCUGGCUAAGGGCUGGGCUCCCACAUUCAUCGGCUACUCUAUGCAAGGCCUCUGCAAGUUUGGCUUCUACGAAGUCUUUAAGACCGUGUACAGUGACAUGCUCGGGGAGGAAAACACCUACUUGUGGAGGACGUCUCUGUAUCUGGCAGCAUCGGCCAGCGCUGAGUUCUUUGCUGACAUAGCCCUGGCUCCCAUGGAGGCGUGCAAGGUACGCAUCCAGACCCAGCCCGGCUACGCCAACACCCUGAGAGAGUGUGCACCCAAGAUGCACGCAGAGGAAGGACUCUGGGCCUUUUACAAGGGAGUAGUUCCCCUUUGGAUGAGACAGAUCCCCUACACCAUGAUGAAGUUUGCCUGCUUCGAGAGAACAGUGGAGAUGCUGUAUAAGUAUAUGGUCCCCAAGCCCCGUAGCGAGUGCUCCAAGUCGGAACAGCUAGUGGUCACUUUUGUGGCUGGCUACAUCGCUGGCGUGUUCUGUGCCAUUGUGUCUCACCCUGCUGACACUGUGGUGUCUGUACUGAACAAGGAGAGUGGCAGCACAGCCAUCCAGGUGCUCAAGAAACUUGGACCAAAGGGUGUGUGGAAGGGUUUGGUGGCCCGUAUCAUCAUGAUCGGUACCCUGACAGCCCUGCAGUGGUUCAUCUACGACUCUGUUAAAGUGUACUUCCGCCUGCCCCGCCCUCCUCCACCGGAGAUGCCGGAGUCACUCAAGAGGAAACUGGGGCUCGCUGAAUGAGUAUGUUGCCUUUUUAUAUCACAAAACCCUUUGCACAAGAUAGGGGCCGUACGUUGCAUGCAGCACACAAUUACAGCACACUCAAGGCCUUCUUCCUGUGCCGGUCACUGCAGGCCUGCUGGCUGUUUUCUCCUGUCCUGCCCUCGACCAACUGGUCAGAUACCAUUUCUGAGGAGUUAGGGAGAAGGGUUCACUUCUCUCUUUGGGGGGGGGGGGGGGGGGGGGGGGAAUGUUGUCAGAGGAAACAUGCUAUCAGGUUUUAACAUGACUGACUGUAGAUUGUUAUUGGUGCUUUUGUGAAUAAACAAACUAAACAUCUA
This is a messenger RNA of Hypomesus transpacificus, 1525 nucleotides long. It is a transcript of the gene slc25a3b, whose product is annotated as solute carrier family 25 member 3b. The record is from RefSeq and is a predicted model, not a curated record. The coding region runs from base 126 to 1205 and encodes 359 amino acids. Lineage: Eukaryota; Metazoa; Chordata; Actinopteri; Osmeriformes; Osmeridae. Gene Ontology annotation, molecular function: phosphate transmembrane transporter activity. Gene Ontology annotation, cellular component: mitochondrial inner membrane. The transcript has 8 exons. Gene Ontology annotation, biological process: mitochondrial phosphate ion transmembrane transport.